This is a messenger RNA of Didymodactylos carnosus, 1434 nucleotides long. NCBI's taxonomy places the organism in Eukaryota, Metazoa, Rotifera, Eurotatoria, Philodinida, Philodinidae. The record is from the annotation of a GenBank genome assembly.
AUGCCGAUUUUCGAACUUAAAGAUAAACAACGUUCAACAUUCGAAAAAAGUAGAAUUAAACAUUUGGUACUUCGAAAAUUAGAUUUCACUUUAUUGCCUAUAUUAUGUAUCAUUUAUCUACUAUCAUAUCUUGAUCGAUCGAAUAUAGCAAAUGCUAGACUGGCGGGUAUAGAAGAGGAUACUCAUUUAACAAACAUACAAUAUCAAUGGAGUCUUUCAAUAUUUUUUAUUGGCUAUAUUCUUUGCGAAGUACCAUCGAAUUUGAUUCUUCGCCGAUGGAGAGCAUCAAAAUGGAUUGCAAUAAUUAUGCUUGCAUGGGGUAUUGUUGCUGUAUGUAUGGCAGCAAUAAAAAGUUUCGUUGGACUAAUUAUUUGUCGAUUUUUACUUGGUGUUUUUGAAGCUGGACUAUUUCCAGGAAUUAUUUAUUAUAUGUCAUUAUGGUAUAAACGAAAGGAGCAAGCUGUACGAUUAGGACUUUUUUGGAGUUUUUCAUCAUUGGCAGGCUUAUUUAGUGGACUAAUUGCAUACGGAAUUAUGCAAAUAAAAAGUCCUUUAUCUCAUUGGCAAUUGAUCUUUAUUAUUGAAGGAGUACCCACGAUUCUUCUUGCUGUUUUCUGUUGGAUUUUUCUCCCAGAUUCACCUGAACAGUGUCGUUUCUUGAAUGAAGAAGAACGAUCAUUCGAAAUAAAUCGUUUAGCAAAAGAUGCGGGAGCAGCGGGAGAUCGUUCAUUUUCUUGGGCACAAGUUCUUUCCGUAUUUAAAGAUUGGAAGACAUAUGUGUAUAUGGUUAUUUAUAUCACGGGAUCAGUCGCAUUACAAAGUAUUACAUUAUUUCUUCCAUCAAUUAUUUCUGGAAUGGGUAAAUGGGAUGAUAUAAAAACACAACUAAUGACUAUACCACCAUAUUGUGUCGCAUUUAUUACCACAAUUCUUCUCUCAUUUAGUUCUGAUCAUUUUGUUGAACGAUCACUUCAUAUGGUAUUUAUUAAUGUCAUCUCAAUGUGUGGAUUUCUAAUACUGAUAUUUGUUAAUCGUCAACAAGUGUUUAUACUCUAUUUCGGUGCCAUACUUGUGACAGCUGGUGUUUACGCCAAUGUAUUAUUGAAAAUUGUAUGGUUCAAUAACAACUUUGCCGGCUUAACACGUCGAGCUGUAGCUGGAGCAGCAAUUGUAAGCUUUGGUACUAUUGGAGGAGUAAUCAGUAGUCAAAUUUAUCCGAGUUCAACAAAACCAAAAUAUUAUAUGGGUAAUGCUAUUUCUCUAUCAUGUGUUGGUAUACAAGCAAUAUUGGCUAUUCUAUUACGGCUAGUAUUUAUGUAUGAGAAUCGUCGUAGAUCACAUUUGAAUGAUGAACAAAAAAUCAAAGAAAUCCAAUAUUAUGGUGGAGUGGAAUUAGCGGGCGAUCAUCAUCCAGACUUUAGAUAUACAUUAUAA